This is a messenger RNA of Quercus robur (English oak), 2334 nucleotides long. RefSeq names its product pentatricopeptide repeat-containing protein At4g19191, mitochondrial-like. The transcript is spliced from 2 exons. The coding region runs from base 285 to 2261 and encodes 658 amino acids. NCBI's taxonomy places the organism in Eukaryota, Viridiplantae, Streptophyta, Magnoliopsida, Fagales, Fagaceae. Gene Ontology annotation, biological process: RNA modification. Gene Ontology annotation, molecular function: protein binding; RNA binding. The record is from RefSeq and is a predicted model, not a curated record.
UAACAGUCUAAACCCUCUUUCUUGUUCCUUUACCUCACACAAAGCCCCUCAUCUCUCUGUCUCUUCCUUCAACAAGGGCCAAGCCUGGUACGAUCUCUAACAAGGAAGCCACGGGCAACGGCUUUGAAGUGACUCACCCACACUACAGCACUGGUGUUGGCCGCCACGUUCUUGUCGCUGAUCUGCCGUGUGGUUACAUACAAGUCCGAACAAGGUCCAAGAGAAAGUGCAUCAUCACAGUUGUGUUCCACAUUAAUCUUUCUGCACCACCAAAACAAUGAGAAAUGGUCAAACAUCCUGUUACUCCCUUUCUCAACCAGUUUUUGAAUUUCUCAACCAUCAGUCAAUGGAACUCCAGCAUCAGAGAAGCUGUGAACCAUGGUUAUGCUCACAAAGCCCUCACUCUCUUCUGUCAAAUGAAGCAAAAUGGCGUGGAACCAAACAAUUGGACAUUCCCCUUUCUAGCAAAAGCGUGUACCAAGGUCUCCAAUUUCAAAUGUUCCCAAAUCAUUCACAGCCAUGUCAUGAAAUCUCCAUUUUGGUCCGAUGUCUUUGUCCAGACAGCAAUGGUUGACAUGUAUGUCAAAUGCAAUCAGUUAGAUGAUGCGUACAAUUUGUUUGUGAGGAUGUCCAUGAGGGAUGUGGCUUCUUGGAAUGCAAUACUUCAUGGGUUUGCUCAAUCGGGUUUUCUUGAUAGAGUGUCACAUCUUUUGCAUGAUAUGAGGUUUUCAGGGAUUCAGCCUGACUCGGUUACAGUUAUGGGGUUAACUCGGGCAGUUUUGCAUACAAAGAGUUUGAAAUUGGUGAAAUCACUUCAUUCGUUUGCAAUUCAAAUUGGCAUAGAUGUUGAUGUUCUGCUUGCUAACACUUGGAUUGCUGCGUAUGCCAAAUGCGGUGACUUGGGGUUGGCAGAGGUGGUAUUUAAUGAAAUUGACAUAGUUACAAGGACUGUUGUCUCCUGGAACUCCAUGAUUGCAGGGUGUGCAAAUUUUGCGAAUUUCUUUGGCGCUGUUAAUUAUUACAAAUGCAUGCUGCAUGAAGGAUUUAGACCUGAUUUAAGCACCAUUGUUAGCCUACUUUCAUCAUGUGUGCAACCAGAGGCACUAUUUCAAGGUAUGCUGAUUCAUUCUCAUGGAAUCAAAUUGGGUUGUGAUCUCUAUAUAUGUGUGGUCAAUACUCUUGUCUCUAUGUACUCCAAGUGUGGAGAUGUGGAUUCUGCAAGAUUUUUGUUUGACAGCAUGUCUGAUAGAACUUGUGUUUCAUGGACUGUUAUGAUUAGUGGUUAUGCUGAAAAAGGGGAUAUGAAUGAGGCAUUGACCUUGUUUACUGCCAUGGAAGCCGCUGGUGAUAUACCAGAUUUAGUUACCAUGCUUUCUUUGAUCUCAGGUUGUGGACAAAUAGGGGCACUUGAGCUUGGAAAAUGGAUUGAUAACUAUUCUAUUUCAAAUGGAUUAAAAGAUAAUCUAAUCAUUUGCAAUGCAUUCAUUGACAUGUAUGCAAAGUGUGGUUGUAUAAAUGAUGCUCGAGAUCUCUUCUAUGCCAUUCCUAUGAGAAGUCUUGUCUCUUGGACAACUAUGAUUGCAGGUUGUGCUUUAAAUGGAGAAUUUACAGAAGCUUUGAACCUUUUCUCUCAAAUGGUGGAGUUGGGAUUGAAACCAAAUCACAUUACAUUUCUUGCUGCUCUUCAAGCUUGUAGUCAUGGAGGUUUGCUUGAGAAAGGGUGGGAGUACUUUGGUAUGAUGACUAGAAAAUAUAAUAUAAGUCCUGGAGUAGACCAUUAUUCCUGUAUGGUAGAUCUUCUUGGACGAAGAGGAAAACUAAAGGAAGCACUGGAGUUCAUUCACCUCAUGCCUAUCAAUCCUGAUGCGGGCAUAUGGGGUGCAUUGCUUGGUGCUUGCAAGGUUCACUGUAAUGUAGAGAUUGGUGAAUAUGUGUCGCAUCGUCUCUUUGAAUUGGAGCCCCAGGUGGCCGUUCCAUAUGCGGAGAUGGCUAACAUAUAUGCAUCAAAAGGAAGGUGGGAUGGGGUUGCGGCAAUAAGAACAAUGAUGAAAUCUAACAAAGUGAGAAAAUCUCCUGGACAAAGCCUCGUUCAAGUAAAAGGGAAGACUCAUAUAUUUACGGUUGAACAUAGAGAUCAUCCCGAAGGCAGGCUUAUAUAUAUGAUGUUGGAUUCUUUAAAUUUGCAUUUGAAGAAAGCAAGAUUGCAACUUUCAUCUGAAGCUGAUAUGAAUUGCAGUGAAGCCACAUUGUUUUCAAGUUGACUAGAAGAAUAAUAUAGCCUUCUCUCUCGUGAAAAUUUCCUUCCCAAUAAUAUUUAUACACAAUUUUAUUGAA